UUGAUACUUAUCAAUCUUCUACGUGCCCGUUUGUUGGCCACCAAUUUAUAUUCUCUGUCAGUGUUUGGUGGAGUUACGUAAAUACAAUUUUGGCUGCUUCCUGAAAAUUAAUAGGCCAUAUCAAGAUGUUGCGAAAGGCAUUAGUGCCAUGUAAAGAAAGUAUAACUACAAAUGUUUUAAGAAGUUUUGGUGGAAGUUUCGGAAGCACGGGUGUUUUAAAAAACGAUCAACAUUUACAAAUCAGGAAGCAGUCAACACAACCCGUACCGCAAGAAAAAUAUAAACCAUAUUCUCCGUUUCAAAAAACCAAUAAUUUAGCGGAAUAUGCUUUAGCCAGAAUGGACGAUUUAGUGAACUGGGCCCGAAAGGGUUCUAUAUGGCCUCUUACUUUCGGACUAGCUUGUUGUGCCGUAGAAAUGAUGCACAUUGCAGCACCAAGAUAUGAUAUGGAAAGAUUUGGUCUGUUGUUUCGAGCGUCGCCUCGUCAGGCGGACUGCAUAAUAGUCGCGGGGACGCUGACAAAUAAAAUGGCCCCCGCCUUAAGAAAGGUGUACGAUCAAAUGCCCGACCCACGUUGGGUGAUUUCUAUGGGUAGCUGCGCUAAUGGGGGCGGUUAUUACCAUUACUCCUACUCUGUUGUAAGAGGCUGUGAUAGAAUCAUACCCGUCGACAUCUACGUCCCGGGUUGUCCCCCAACUGCUGAGGCGCUCUUGUACGGCCUUUUGCAGUUGCAGAAAAAAGUUAAAAGGUACAACACUCUCCAAAUGUGGUAUAGAAAAUAAUUUCGAGUAUGGCACUUAACUUUGAUUUGUACAUAAUUUAUUAUCGUUAAAUAUAUUGUGAAAACUGCGGAAAAUAAAGACAUUU
Cylas formicarius (sweet potato weevil) is the source of this 867-nucleotide messenger RNA. Its product is annotated as NADH-quinone oxidoreductase subunit B 1-like. Gene Ontology annotation, biological process: mitochondrial respiratory chain complex I assembly; aerobic respiration; electron transport coupled proton transport. The transcript is spliced from 4 exons. NCBI's taxonomy places the organism in Eukaryota, Metazoa, Arthropoda, Insecta, Coleoptera, Brentidae. The record is from RefSeq and is a predicted model, not a curated record. Gene Ontology annotation, molecular function: NADH dehydrogenase (ubiquinone) activity; quinone binding; 4 iron, 4 sulfur cluster binding. The coding region runs from base 126 to 782 and encodes 218 amino acids.